UACAAAAAUAAAGGCCGAAGAAGAUUAUCAGUGGUCGGCUCAAUCUAUACAUAUAUAAUUCAAUCGCCUAAACCCUAGCUUGAUCUUCGCCAUUACUCUGCGUAGCUGCUUGAAGCUCUCUCCAGUUUCUCGCUGCGAUCCCACUUUCUACAGCAAAGAUGGUUCUUUCAAACGAUUACGAUUUGCUCAACCCACCGGUUGAGCUUGAGAAGAUGAAGCACAAGCUCAAGCGUCUCGUCCAAUCCCCAAACUCAUUCUUCAUGGAUGUUAGGUGCAUGGGUUGCUUCAACAUAACCACUGUUUUCAGCCAAUCCCAAACCGUUGUUGUGUGCGGAAACUGCCAAACGGUGCUCUGCCAACCGACUGGUGGCCGAGCCCGCCUCACCGAGGGCUGCUCCUUCCGAAAAAAGGGCGAUUGAAGAACAUAGACUGAGUCAAGAGGUUUUUUGGGUUGGAUGUUUUUUGACAUGUAAUGCUCCUCUCAAGAACAUAGCCCUUGAAGUUAUGUUAUCCUAGUUUUGAAUUGUGUUACAUUAUAUAUUUACAACUGACCAGUUUUAUGUGAUAUUUUCUCACAUUCACUUAUUUUGUCUAAUUGAAACUUAUGCCGUUUCCCUCUUA
Messenger RNA from Salvia splendens (bonfire salvia), 621 nucleotides. RefSeq names its product 40S ribosomal protein S27-2. The coding region runs from base 159 to 419 and encodes 86 amino acids. The transcript has 4 exons. NCBI's taxonomy places the organism in Eukaryota, Viridiplantae, Streptophyta, Magnoliopsida, Lamiales, Lamiaceae. Gene Ontology annotation, molecular function: structural constituent of ribosome. Gene Ontology annotation, cellular component: ribosome. The record is from RefSeq and is a predicted model, not a curated record. Gene Ontology annotation, biological process: translation.